AUGUGGAGAGACUGCCGCAAUGAAUACGCCAUCAAAGAUAUUUUCGUCUACAUGACGCCGGGGCAAUUUUGUAAUAAAAUUAUUCUUUCCUCCUGUCAUAUCUUUAAUGAUGGUGGGCUCAAAACUUUUGGAAUAUCAUCUAUCUAUCUAUCUAUUUAUCUAAUGCUUUCUAUAUCUAUCUAUCUAUCUAUCUAUCUAUCUAUCUAUCUAUCUAUCUAUCUAAAACUUUUCAUAUCUAUCUAUUUAUUUAUGUAUGACUUUCACAUCUAUCUAUCUAACUAUCUAUCUAAGACCUUUCAUUAUCUAUCUAUCUAUCUAUCUAUCUAUCUAUCUAAGAAUUUUCAUAUCUAUCGAUCUAUAUAUCCAUCUAAGGCUUUUCAUUAUCUAUCUGUAUAUCUAUCUAAAACUUUUCAUUAUCUAUAUACUAAGGCUUUUCAUUAUCUAUCUAUCUAUCUAUCUAAUACUUUUCAUAUCUAUUUAUUUAUGUAUGUAAAGCUUUUCAUAUCUGUCUAUCUAUGGCUUUUCAUAUCUAUCUAUCUAUCUAUCUAUGGUCUUCAUAUCUAUCUAUCUAUCUAUCUAUCUAUCUAUCUAAGGUCUUCAUAUCUAUCUAUCUAUCUAUCUAAGACCUUUCAUUAUCUAUCUAUCUAUCUAUCUAUCUAUCUAAGACCUUUCAUUAUCUAUCUAUCUAUCUAUCUAUCUAUCUAUCUAUCUAUCUAA
Molecule: messenger RNA, 717 nt
Organism: Acanthosepion pharaonis
Lineage: Eukaryota; Metazoa; Mollusca; Cephalopoda; Sepiida; Sepiidae
Source: the annotation of a GenBank genome assembly